This is a messenger RNA of Candoia aspera, 2796 nucleotides long. RefSeq names its product mutS homolog 5 (gene MSH5). Gene Ontology annotation, molecular function: mismatched DNA binding; ATP binding; ATP-dependent DNA damage sensor activity. Gene Ontology annotation, cellular component: nucleus. Bases 1 to 2442 code for a protein of 813 amino acids. Gene Ontology annotation, biological process: chiasma assembly; mismatch repair. NCBI's taxonomy places the organism in Eukaryota, Metazoa, Chordata, Lepidosauria, Squamata, Candoiidae. The record is from RefSeq and is a predicted model, not a curated record. The transcript has a single exon.
AUGAGUAUUGCUGCAACCUUUUCCAACCAGUGCCAGUUCCAACCUCGGCAUGUCACUGAAGAAGAAGAAGGGCCAUCUGAAGUCUACCUGUGUGUUUUGUGGUACGGAGGUGAGCUGGGAAUUGUUUAUUAUGACACUGGAGACUGCUCAGUAUAUUUCAUGUCUGACACACCUGACAAUGAAGACCUCAAACUGCUUCAGAAAGUGGUGGAUGAGGUAUCUCCCAAAUGUAUAUUGAGUAGUGCCAAACAAGAUUCUAACAUUGCAAAAUUUCUGACCAAUGUAGGUGCCACUGAGGAAGAAAAGCCAGGAGGCGGCAAACUAGAGGUUGUCCUCUAUCCAAAUAUGGAUUUUGGCUUGGAAGUAAGCAAACAAAGGAUUCUAUCAAGGCAAUUCCCUUUUGUCCCUUCUCAUAUUACCGAAACAGAGAAAAUUCUUUAUUUGUCCUCUAUUUUACCUUUCGAGAGCCCUCUUGCACUAAGAGCAUUAGGAGGACUGCUAAAAUUCCUUGACAGGAGAAGGCCUGGAGUUGAAUUAGAAGAUAGUCAUGUUGUUGUCCCUAUCCUGGCCUUUAAAAAGUUUGUAUUGACAGAUAUUGUAAACAUGGAUCAAGACACUUACUGUGUACUGCAGAUUUUUAAAAGUGAAGUACAUCCUUCUGUGUAUAAACAGGCCAGUGGGAAGAAAGAAGGACUCAGCUUAUAUGGGAUUCUGAACCACUGUAGGUGCAAGUGGGGAGAGAAACUGAUGAAACUGUGGCUCAUGAGGCCCACCAGCAACUUUACAGAGCUUAAUAAACGACUGGAUGUUAUCCAAUUCCUUUUGUUAGCUCAGAAUCAUGAAACAAUUCUGACCCUACAGGAAUGUCUCAAAAAUAUAAAAAAUGUACCUCUGAUUCUUAAGAGGAUGGCUCUUUCUAACACAAAGGUAAGUGAUUGGCAGGCACUAUACAAAACUGUUUACAGUGCUGUGUGCCUAAGAGAUAAAUGUCGCUCCCUCCCCAGCACCAUUGAGCUUUUCCAGACAAUUUCACAUGUUUUCACUGAUGAUCUACACUAUAUAGCCAGCCUAAUUAGCAAAGUGGUAGAUUUUGAAAGCAGCAUCUUAGAAAACCACUUCAUCGUCAGACCAAACGUAGACCCCAUAAUUGAUGAAAAGAAACGAAAACUAGUGGGGCUUUCAGACUUCCUUACAGAGGUAGCUCGCAAAGAACUAGAGGACCUGGAUAACAGAAUUCCAUCCUGCAGUGUUAUUUAUAUUCCUUUAAUAGGGUUCUUACUUUCUAUUCCACGGCUACCCACAAUGGUGAACAAGACUGACUUCGAGAUUGAAGGUCUAGAUUUUAUGUUCUUGUCAGAAGAAAAGCUGCAUUAUCGCAGUGCCAGGACAAAGGAACUGGAUAGCUUGCUUGGUGACCUUCACUGUGAAAUACGAGAUCAGGAAACAUUAAUCAUGUACCAGCUACAGUCUAAGAUCUUGGAAAAAUCUGCAGUACUUAGUGAUGUGGUUGAAUAUACAGCACAUUUGGAUGUUCUGUUAUCCAUGGCAGUGAUGGCUCGAGAGAAUGGAUAUACCCGGCCCCGCUUCUCUCAUUCUCAUAUUAUCCACAUAAAAGAUGGAAGGCACCCUCUGAUGGAGUUAUGUGCAAAAACUUUUGUGCCUAAUUCAGUGGAGAGCAGGGAAACCUAUGGGCGGAUUAAGCUUCUUACUGGGCCUAACUCAUCUGGUAAGAGCGUGUAUCUAAAACAAGUAGGCCUUAUUACAUUCAUGGCCCUAAUUGGCAGUUAUGUCCCUGCUACUGAAGCUGAAAUAGGAGCUAUAGAUGGAAUUUAUACAAGGAUCCAUAGCAGAGAAUCAGUGUCUCUUGGACUGUCCACUUUCAUGAUUGAUCUCAACCAGGUAGCCAAAGCAGUGAAUAAUGCCACUGAAAAGUCUCUGGUGUUAAUUGAUGAGUUUGGCAAAGGCACAAAUACCGUGGAUGGCCUCUCUCUUUUGGCUGCUGUGCUGAGGCACUGGAUAACAAAAGUGAGCCGGUGCCCAUACAUUUUUGUUGCCACCAAUUUCCAUAGCUUGAUGCAGCUGAAGCUCUUGCCCCACACUCCUCUCAUGCAGUAUCUGACCAUGGAUACCCAUCAAGAUGGAGAGGAGCUUGUAUUUUUCUAUCAGAUUAAAGAAGGCGUGUCCACGGUCAGUCACGCAGCCAAUAUUGCAGCUUUGGCUGGCAUGCCACCCAAAAUUAUUGACCGAGGAGUAGAAGUAUCAGAGCUGUUUCGCAGUGGAAAGCCUAUCCAACGUACUGACCAUCCCUCAAAAGAGAAACAAAUGCAAAGCUGCAAAUCUCUGGUGGAUAAAUUUCUCUCCCUCGAUCUUGAUAAUUCCCAAGUGGAUUUAAAGGAGUUUAUGAAUCAAGAAGUGCUACCUUCUUCAGCUUCCAUACUGUAACAUAUUAACCUAGAGUGAUUUGAAUAGACAGCAUAUGAAUAAUUGUAAGACACACAAUAAAUAAAUAAUAGAACUGUAUGGUAUAGUGUAUACUGAAUUGUGCAAAGGAGGAAAUACAUCAGAAAGAAAUACUACUCUUUGCUUUUUUGACAUACACAAAAAUCUGAAAAAUUCAUAAUCCACCAAACUGAGCUUCACCAUUAGCCCUUUAUAUUUUACCAAGUGCUUGACGUGUCCAACCAGCGUGUCCCUUCUGCCAUAAAUGAGAGGUGACAAAACUAUGAUCCUGAUGCUGCUAAGCCACCAUACAGCUACUGUUAUGGAUUUGAUGAACCAUAAAUAUGUAUGCACGAG